Messenger RNA from Rotaria sp. Silwood1, 1458 nucleotides. The record is from the annotation of a GenBank genome assembly. NCBI's taxonomy places the organism in Eukaryota, Metazoa, Rotifera, Eurotatoria, Philodinida, Philodinidae.
AUGGCGUCAGAUAAUUAUUAUUUUGGUUUUGAUUAUAAUUCAAGUCAAGAUAAUGUAGAAAUUGAAUAUCAAAUUGAUUUAUUUGAACUUCGUCAAUUUUCAAAAGCCAAAAAACAGAACAAACAAAAAAUGAGAAUACCUUCAUAUCCAAUCUCAAGAAAAACUCUCAAAUCUCAACAUCCAUUAAUAAAAAUUUAUGGUAUCAAUGACAAAAAAACAUUAGAAGUUGAACAAAAAAUAUUUCGUUAUACUCGUUAUCUACCAAAAAAAGAUAAAAACGAAAUAAAUUUUUUCGAAUGUGAUAAAAAAUUUCGAACGAAAUCAGAUUGUGUUCAACCCAAUUUAUCAUUUCAAACUGUACGUCCACAUGAUUUCAAUACGUUUCGUCGUCAUUUCUAUGGCGUAAAUCAUCAACAAAUUAAAUCUUCUUUUAAACAUCAAUCCAAUAUUGAAAUUAUUAAUAUUCGUCUUGCACCAAUCGAUAAAUCUGUUCAAAAUGAUUUUAUGAAACGAUUUAAUGAAAAUAUUUCGUAUUAUCCACAUUUAGUUUAUCAUGGAACAAAAUUAACUAAUAUCGAAAGUAUUCUUCAUUAUGGUUUUUUAAUACCAAAUCAACCACAUCCAACUAAUAGUAAAGCACCUAUCAUUGCUACACAAAAUGGUAGUGCAUAUGGUUCAGGAAUUUAUUGUAGUGAAACUGCUGAUUAUUCUUUAUCAUAUAGCAAUACUACCAAUACAAUUUUAGUAUGUGCAGCUUUACCGAAACGUAAUGAAACUGGCUUAGUUGAACGUUCUCAUGGAAAUAUAUUAGUUUUAUCACAUGUGUCAGAAAUUAUACCGUUAUUUCUAAUUGAUUUUCGAUAUUUGAGUGGAUCAGGUCUCAAUCAACCUUGGUUUAACCAGAGAUAUUCAUUAAAAAUGAAUGUCGAAAAAGACGCAAACAAACCGCUUAUUAUUUCAAGAAAAUAUUUACGAAAAGUAUUGAAUUAUACGAAGGAUCAAGUACGAAGAAACAGACGAUAUCGAGGCCGAAGGAACAAUCGACGUAAAGUGCGAAGGGAAGAUGAAUAUCAAGUGCGAGUGUUUGAGCCAUUUAGUUAAAAACUUCUAGUGUCACAUAUUUUUAUUGUUAACCAACGUCAAUCAAUAGUUUUGCAAAUUCUGUACGAAUGGAUUUUUUUAUGUAUAACAUUUUUUCUUCUUCGAUUUUGGAAUUAUUGUUUUUUUGGAAGUAUUUUAGUUUAUUUUAAUCGAAAUAAAAAUUUUUGUAUUGAUUUUCUAAGAAAAAGAUGUGUCCGUUUUUUUCGAGCACUUCUCCAGUUAAUAUCAUUUUCAUUAUUUGAUGUAUUUCUUAUUGCUAUUUAUAUCAGCAAAAAAAAAGGUUUAUAGCUACUAUCAGAAUAUAUGAUAGAUUGAAAUGAACAUUACCUUAACAAACACUGUUGAAGUUUUCUUAGU